Molecule: messenger RNA, 3813 nt
Organism: Lytechinus variegatus (green sea urchin)
Lineage: Eukaryota; Metazoa; Echinodermata; Echinoidea; Temnopleuroida; Toxopneustidae
Product: glutarate-semialdehyde dehydrogenase-like
Exons: 10
Coding region: 380-2026 (548 amino acids)
Biological process (GO): GABA catabolic process
Molecular function (GO): succinate-semialdehyde dehydrogenase (NAD+) activity
Source: RefSeq, a predicted model, not a curated record
UUGCCAAUUGAGCAAUUGCAAUUGUAUUAUGGCCGUUGUUCUGCAUUCACCUCAUACGGGUGGACCGUGGUUAGCUGAAUAGCUCUUUGAAUUAGCUUGCCAACCAGCUUCCAAAAUUAAAUUUUGACAAGCAUACCCACCUCUUCAACCAAUUCACCAUCACGAGCAUUGGAAUUCGCCAUUACAACGGAGCUAACUUGGAUUUGGAGAUAAAUUAGGCAGAGGACUGUCCUUUACGAGUUGAUCCUCAAUUUCAUCUAACGUGAGGUCCGAUAAAGGUUUUCAGAGGGGAGACAAAAUCCUGCUUUGAAAAAAAGCACACCACAUCGAUAUACAUGUUCACGCAAACAUAGAGAAGACCGUUUCUCAGACCAUCAUCAUGGCUCAUCGACUUGGACGUAGAUUACCAGGAGCGGGCGCUCUCCGAAUUAGACUUCUUGGUCGCGGAAAUGACAGCGGUGUAUCAAAUUCAGCGCGUUUCAUAUGGGUUGUGGAUACACCUACAUCCAAGUUACACGCCCGGGGAUCUUCAUUGGUUUACAUGCAGUGGUGUAAGAUGUCGACGUCUUCCACCCAUAGCUCGCUUUUCCGCGAACAAGCCUUCAUCAACGGUACGUGGGUGGCUGCCAAGUCUGGCGCAACCUACCAAGUUACAAAUCCGGCCAAUGGAUCCACCAUCGCAACCGUUGCCGACGGUGAUGCCUCUGAUAUGGAGGAAGCCAUCAGAGUCGCUAAUGAUGCAUUCUACGGUCCUUGGAGAGACUCCACUUCCAAGGAAAGGGCGCUAAUUCUGCGACGAUGGGCAGAACUGAUGACGCAGAAUCAAGAAGAAUUAGCCAAAAUUUUGACAUCAGAAAACGGCAAGCCUUUAUCAGAAGCGAUGGGUGAGAUUGGCUACGCAGCAUCUUUUAACGAAUGGUUCUCUGAGGAAGCUCGUCGAGCAUAUGGUGAUGUGGUCUCGUCACCUGUCAAGACUAAAAGGAUGAUAUUUAUCAGACAACCUGUCGGAGUAGCAGCAAUGAUUACACCUUGGAAUUUUCCCGCUGCAAUGAUCACACGGAAAGCUGCUGCAGCGAUUGCAGCUGGAUGCACAGUGGUAGUCAAACCAGCAGAAGAUACUCCUCUGUCGGCCCUUGCAUUGUGUGAGUUGGCCAACCAAGCGGGAGUACCGGCUGGUGUGUUCAACGUUGUACCGUGUUCUCGCUCCCAUGCUGCAGAUGUAGGGAAAAUCAUGUGUGAAAGUCCUUUGGUGGCUAAGAUAUCUUUCACUGGUUCAACACAAACAGGAAAGAUCCUUCUCAAACAAUCAGCUGAUACAGUUAAACGUGUUUCCAUGGAACUCGGUGGUAAUGCACCAUUUAUUGUAUUCAAUUCAGCUGAUGUAGACGCCGCUGUUGCAGGCGCCAUGGUCUCUAAAUUCCGCGGAUCCGGACAGACCUGUGUGUGUGCCAACAGAAUUUUUGUACAAGAGGAGGUGUAUGAAGAGUUUUGUCAGAAAAUGACGGCUGAAGUUGAGAAAUUAGUAGUCGGCGAUGGCAUGGAUUCCAAUACAACACAGGGUCCUCUUAUCAAUGUGAAAGGAAUGGAAAAGGUGGAGGAACAUGUACAAGACGCAAUAUCCCACGGAGGGAAGGUUCUAGUAGGAGGAAAACGGCAUGCUCUAGGUGGUAGUUUCUAUGAACCUACAUUGAUCCGUGAUGUACCUACCGAUGCUCUAGUUUGUAGAGAAGAAACAUUUGGACCUCUUGCUCCAAUUAUUAAGUUCAAAACAGAGGCGGAAGUCCUUGCAAUCGCCAACAGCACUCGGGUCGGACUCGCCGGCUACUUCUACUCCAACAACAUUGGUCAAAUCUGGCGUGUCGCUGAGAAGCUCGAAGUCGGUAUGGUCGGCGUCAACGAAGGCCUCAUCUCUACUGAUAUAUCAGCGUUCGGUGGUAUCAAGGAAUCUGGAAUGGGUAGGGAGGGGUCAAAGUAUGGUAUGGAUGAAUACCAAGAAAUCAAAUAUGUGUGCUUCGGUGGGAUCUAAUCAUAACAACAUCCCAUGCCAUAAUUUGGAAUCAUUCUGCCUGUGAUUUAGAAUGUAUGUCAUUAUUUUUAUCUAUCUUCUCAGGAUAAACUGGCAUAAUGUGAAGUCCUAUUAAAAGCACGUGCGACUGUACAGCUCCUUUUUUAAAACGGUUGUAGCCAGUACUCAUGAGGUACUCAAUUACCAAAGAAAUGGAAGCGGCUUGACGAGAUCAUAUAUCAGAAAUGCGAAACGAGUGAUAAUAUUCACGAGUUUUGCAAGUUUUCAAUGCGAACAAGUUCUUCAUUGACUUAAUAAAUUUUCGGUAGCCAUCUACCUUCUUCAGGGAAGAUUCGUGAAUAAUACUCACACGUCGCAUUCGUGAAAGAUAUCCUUUAUGAUUUUAGAAUAUUUCAGGAGAAGCAGAUUCUUACUGAUAGUGAUAUAAUUGCGUCUCAAUUAAAAAAAUAGUACAACCUUUUAGUCCAAAGCACUUUUCAAUAUUGUCAUUAUUUUCUAAGUUUAGUGGUCAUUAUUUGUCAAUCGGUAGGGUGGCAUUAAUUUUAUGUUGAAAUGCAUUUUUUUUUAGUAUCGACGGACUACAAAUUUGCCACUCUUCUUUAUUUUAAAUUCUGCUAAUGCGUGAGAUAUAUAUAUUGUGUCAUGUUUUUAUUUGGUUGGUGAAUUACCGGUAUAAACAGCACUAACUAAUUUCACACAUUGCAUAGUCAUUCUAUUGUCCGAACAUCAUUGGUAUGCCAUUUUCGAGGUUUUAAGGUAAUAAAGGAUAUAGAGGAUAUAGGAGAAGAAGAAGGAGGAGGAGGAGAAGAAAAAGAAGAAGAGGAGGAAGAAGAAGGAGGAGGAGGAGAAGAAGAAGAAGAAGAAGAAGAAGGAAGGAUUUAGAAUGCAAGUCAUUGGGAAGGGGAAACAUGAAGUUGAUAAAGACUUACAAUAUGGAGAAGAUGAAGGGGGGAAAGGAAAGGUAAAAUAUCGAAUAAAGAGGAAAAGUAAAUUAUCGAAUAAAGAGGCGUUGUAAUGUUAUAUGUCAGUAUUAUAUAUGCCGUUUGUAUUGUAAAUUUAUUGUCAUUGAUAUAUUAUGCUUUUAUUACAAAGAAAUGUUUAUCGUACCAUUCCGGAAGUUGUAUAACUGCGGACUACGACGGUCAUGGUAGGACAAAUGUGACGAAAACAUCAUAACCCGUUUAAAAGUUGUGUACGAUAAUAUCUUUGGAUCACCAUAAUCUGAUUGUAUCCCUCUAAACUUGAGAACUCUCUGAUGUGACCAUAGUGACGUACACGAUAAUUGCAAGAUUUUUGCCGGUUUAAUGGUUUUAGAUGCUUUAACGAUUUUCUUUACCGUGAAGUUUUACACAUUUCAAAAAUCAUAAAAUCACAGUAGUUUUUUUUUUAUAUCUUACGAUACAUGAAUCACGCGAUCUGUACAACUAAAUUAUUACGUUUUUAUAUAUCACCGCGCAGAAAUCACAUUGCAAGAUGACUGUAUAGAACGUCAACAUAAAAAUAAUAGGCAUCUUCGAUGUUCCUCUUGUGGCAAGUAAAAUCGUAGAUUAAAUCCAUUGAUCGUAGCAAAUGUAAAGUAGAUGUUUGCUCUAGAGUAGACCCAAUAAGAGUUCGUAAGUAAUACGAUGCAUCUAGAUGAUAUGAAACGUAUGCCGUACACUGCGUCCAUGUAUUAUUACCCCAAACCGUAUGAUAAAAACGCAUAAAGUAUUAUUUUAUUAUUGAACGAAAUGAUGUAAAUGUGACAGAAUAUAUCAUGGAUUUUUGUUGUAUUUUUAUAUUUGUGA